Messenger RNA from Styela clava, 1483 nucleotides. Lineage: Eukaryota; Metazoa; Chordata; Ascidiacea; Stolidobranchia; Styelidae. The record is from RefSeq and is a predicted model, not a curated record.
AUGGCAAGUAGCGACUUACCUUCGGGAGUGGUUGAUUCUCCCGAGGCGGGGGAUAACACUGAACUGUAUCAAGCUGAUGAUAAAGAGGAAUACAAAUCGCACAUAAACGUGGAUCUCUCGGACAAAGAUUUAAUUGAAAUCCAGAAAAUUCCUCCUCAAGCUACACCAGAAGGAUCACCAACUAUUUCAAGGUACAGCCUUUCCUCAGAAGCAGAACACGAACGUCCCGCGCAAUCAAUUGUAGUGACAGGACUACCGAAUAGCGCUUCGGCCAGUAUUGAGAACUUAGCGGAAGACUCUAAUACUAUCACCAGCAAUUUCUGCGUGCGAAGACAUUAUCCCUGCAAAUACAACUUCAUCAAGCAACAUGGGACAACAGCCUCGAAGAAGCCUACGCGUACAAUUCCUAAAAAUAUUAUGACCGAAGACCCCCAGGAUUUCCAGCAACGACAAAGAGUGGUUGAAACGGAGGUUACAGGAAACUGUCGUCCGUGGUCAGAGCAUGUAUAUAAACUGUUUCUAGAUACAGAAGGAAGACUAGCAUCCUUAAUGGUUUUGAAAUGUGAAAUCACGUUUGUCGAUGUAUUUACUGAUGUCGAACAUGUGUUGUAUAGAUCUAGAUUUAUUGGUGGAAAAGCCGAUGGUGUUACCCAGUUAUUUGUAUUCGAUCUCAUGAAAGUACCAUGGGAAGAGAAAAUUCCAAAAUCUCAAGCUAUCGAACUCAAUGUGGACAGUAUGAGCUCAUCUCCGAUAUAUACAUGCGCAGAGACGUUGCUAAAUUUGAUACAACUCGAGAAGUCAUAUCUGAAGCAUCGCCAAUUUGAAGGACAAUUGAAUGUCACUAUAAGGUUCGCUCAUGCACUCGGCUGGGACGCAAAAGAUGACGAAAUGAGACACAAAGUACACGAAGGGUUGCGCAACUUAUAUCGCGAAGGAAUCAACUUGGAAGUAAUGAGUGCAGACGUUGUAUUGGAGGAAAUGCGAGUUGACGACAUUCUGAUUUCUGACGAAGAACGUGUGCGACAUCACAUUUCUGCAAGGAGCGCCUGGACAAUUCCGCCUAUGAACUUUAAGACUUACGAAUCGAUAAAGGAAUCGAAUCUUCGUGAUGAAGACAAAACUGAUACCAAGUCUCAUACAGGAGAAGACGGCCAAUCAAUGUUCUCAGUGGGAUCCUCAGUAGUUGAACGACCCGACCAUCAGCCACCAGAGAUUAUGAUGUCAACGAUGGACGAUGGGUAUUAUGUCUACACACAUUCCAGUUUAUGGGCGAUGUUGAGAGGAACAAAACGAACGAAGAGUAUUCUGGAGGAGACCAUCGAAUGCUCCACUUAGCGUCCAAUUCUAGUGAACAAAAUUGUUGAUUGAUUUAUUUAUUGAUUGUUUAAUGUACAUAUUGAAUCUAAGAUUUUAUUGACAAUUUGCAUUCAAGUACUUGUUUUCUUCAACUGCCACUUCAAAAAUAAAUAUGCAGAAUUUGAAA